AUGGAGACCUCCUCUCCUCAGCCUUCUCUACAGGCAAGAUCGUCGCCCAACCAGCCCGAGCGGAGUGUGCCCUCAGACGCGCCGAGAACGACGUCUCCAAAUGCUUCAAUAGUCAUAAAUGAUGGUGCGGCAAAGCAGAAGCUCACCCCAGAUGGUAAACGAUCACCUAUGUCCCUGAUCAGAUCGCGACAUGGCAAUCCCAAAAUCAUUGUCAAGAGAGAGCCACCUUCGUCACCAGAAGUCCCCGCGACCGCGCGGCACCGUCCACGCAAGCUAGAUCUAUCAUCGAGUAACACACAGAAUCAAGCGUCGAAUUCCGCGAAGCCCUCGGCGCCGCUGACAUCGAGAGAGAGUGGAGGAAUGGCAAUGCACGACGUCGGACUCGCCUGCUUAUCACCUGGAUUCCAGACCCAAGAUCCGACCAUGCAGCAGCAAUUGCAGCGGAGUAUAUCAGUUCGCGACCAGCAAAGACACAUUAUCGAGUCAAGACUACAGAAAACUGCCAAGCCUGUCGACUCGGAUGGAAGGAACACGACUGAUAAUCCGUUCGGAGCUGGCAUGAAAACUCCCUCGACGUCAAAGAAGAGGCCGCCAAAUGGACUAUCAAUCGUUCCACCGUCGCAUGAGCAAUUUGCCAACGAGCGAGUCAUUCAAUCCGCGCCGCUGAACCAGACGUUCACAGGAAGACAUCAACCUCAUCCUAUGACUCGACAUGUAGCCAAUCAACCAUCAAAUCUCUCAAACACCUCUCACAUCCACCACGUACCCGCUACACAAACUUCCAACCGAUUGCCCCCUAUUUCUGACGUUUUUGCGGGAGAAGGGCUCGGUAUGCCGCGAAAAGAAGGACACUAUCAUUCUAAUUCUAAUUCUAACUCAUCCCACUCAAACCAUCGACCAACCUUCCCCUCACCUGGUCAACCACCCCCUUCAUCACAUCCUCCACUCACAAGUAGAGACAGAGAAUAUCUAUCGGCGGAUGAGCACGUUGCAGAGAUAACCCAUGGCAGGGAAGAACUGCUGCCUAAAGUGAUCCACUACAGGAGCAACCACCCACCUACGCCGCCGACACCACCAACACAAGCUGGAGCCACGUCACACAGGCAAUCCUACAGCCAUUUGAAUGGCGAGGCGCUCCGAAGUGGUAGAAGACGACCUCGCAACGAGUACGAGCGUGACAUGGGCACACCGCCGCUCGGUAGUGGUCCUGAUACGAGAGAACGAAGGGGUCCUUUCGGAAUGGGUAUUGAUAGUCCAGAAACGCAAAGAAGAAAGAAGGAGGAGUUCCUGGGCUUAUGCUCCAGGGCAUGGGAGCUUUUUCACUCAUGA
Messenger RNA from Bacidia gigantensis, 1329 nucleotides. RefSeq lists its product as uncharacterized. The transcript is spliced from 2 exons. The record is from RefSeq and is a predicted model, not a curated record. NCBI's taxonomy places the organism in Eukaryota, Fungi, Ascomycota, Lecanoromycetes, Lecanorales, Ramalinaceae. The coding region runs from base 1 to 1329 and encodes 442 amino acids.